GCUUUAGUUACAAAUGGUACUUUACAAACGAAAUUUUAAUGUACACUUUAUACCAAAGCUGCGUGAUGGAAUAUCUUCGGUUAAAGAAGGGAAUUUUUAUAGUUUAAACUCAUAACUGUCUUGAUGAAUUUCAGCCAGUUUGAAUCAUGGAAGUUGGUGCAUCGACUUACUAAGCUUCCAGCUCAUUUCGUAAUGUUUUCCAGAAUGGCAAUCAAGAUUAUAAACUCAAAAGGGAAAAACACUCAGUGGAAUAUACAAAAAACCGGCCCAAUGCGAUGUCUCCCAAAAGACUGUUUUGCUGCGAUUGUUAGGAAUAAUGCGACGAGAACAAUAGAAAGAUUUCCAAAGCAAACCGGCUUGAAUACAGUUAUGAGGGGUGAUCCAUUCCAAUGUUGUACAAUUUUCAUUAGGAGUUUUUUUUUCCUCUAAGAAUGUUGCAUUCAUUUCUGUCCUCUGUCCCAAGCUCGAUUUUGAAAUAUUUCAAAAAUCGCAAUGCUGCUAGACCUGUAGCGAAGGAGGAAAAUUAACGACAGCACUUAUAAUGUGACUGCUUAUUAUUUGACCCAAAAAUCCCAAUAAAAAUCGCUCGUGGUAGAUAAGAGGAGUCUGUUUUGAUAAGAAGAUAAGAAUAUUUAUGAGUGUCAAAGUAAAAUUCUCUGCACAACUGUUUGUCACGAGUUCAUUAAAGGCAGAACUCUGGUUGGUUCAUCAUUGACAGUUCUUCACUGAGUUUUUAAUAUCAUGAUGUGAUACGCUUUGCUCAGUUGCACACUCGGGUCAAAAGCUUUCCUUUCCUCUCCUCUUGAGGACAGAAGGAAUCUCGGUCGUGAUUUCUGCCUUUACCAUCCUUACAUUUUGGGUGCUACGCCUAUAGGUUAGCCUAUGCAAUUUGGUGCGAGCUUUUGACCUUGUCAAAUUAGCAAUGUCCAGUACUAAAAUGAAUCACAAUGACUGUCUUGCCACUUGUGCUUGGCGAGCAGGUUUUACUAAGAAUAUUUUUUACAUGAAAAUACUAGGAACAUUUAGUGAGGUCUUGGGAGCAUAUCAGCGUUCCCAAAUUGUUCAGCUGCAAUGUUUCGAAGACUUGUGUCCACUUCACCUUUUAUUAGUAGUAUUAUCAUUCUGUCGCUAGUGACAGUGGUGUGAAAAAACAUGCCGAACCCGUCUGCUCUCACAAGUUAGCGCAGAAAAAUUAUAUUAGUUCCUCCUAUGAGUACCCAAUAGUUAUGUUAUUGCACCAAGACCAUAUUUUCUAGUGAAUGGGUUUCUUAAUUUUCGUCACUUUUCUGUACGAUAAUACACUGAGAUGAAAAUGAGGACACAGACAGGUAUCACCUUCUAGAAAUAAACAGUUAAACGGCAAAAUGAUGACACGCAAUACCGAAGGAAACCUUCAAAUGAUUUUAGAUUGAACUAGUUCCGAAAGGCAUAAUCCUAUUUCUAUGAGGCGGAGGUGCCACAGCCAAUUAAAUUAAUUAAUUCAUACAGUGCUCAGGCUUGUAAACAAAAAUUUGGCGAGUUUCCUUUGAUUCGAUUUUAUGAAUCUCAGCAUGGAACCGAUACCAAAACAAAUCGUCGUCAGCAGCUAUUUCCGUUGGGUUGCAACGAAAAAAAAAUGCGUGAAAUGAACCAGGGAUACAACUCAUAUAAAUGUGGCUCUACUGACAACAAUGAAAAUCAUAAAGGAACACUCUUAGCAGUUAUUCUCACAAAUUGAUUUUUUCUGAGAAAUAAUGUCUUCAUGCAAUUGCAUUGUAUGAAAGUGGAAGAAUCGUCUGCAAAGUAUUUGGCAAAAAAAGAAAAACAAAAGAGGAUUUGAGAUUUGAAUCCAAUCGUAUCCAAGGGAAAUGAGUUGAAGUUCAGACUACGGUGGCUGUGGGCCGGCCCACUUAACAAUGAAGGGCUGCAAUGUAAAAAUACAGGUAAUGAGAUUCCAUCGAAGUGACUUUAUAAGUCAUCGAAGAGAAGACUAUAUGUUUGGAAAAGAAAGGCUGUGUUUUCUUUUUAUGAGUAAACAAAGCCAUUUAAUUCUUUUCUUUCAUCUUCACCCCUUAUUAUCAAAACCCAUACUGGAGUCGAGUGACUCAGAGGGCAAUACAAAAUUGGAACUCCCCGCAUAGUCGCACGCUUGCCUUAUUAGGAAAACCACGUGUUCCCUUCGCGUGGGCAGCUCAACUGGCUCGCUUUAGCAGGACGGACAAAUAUGACGUCCAUGUCUAUGCAGCACCUGUUGUAAGUGAGAAAGAUCGACGCCUACAAAAACUUACACCGGCUAAUUUUGUUUUUGAAGUCUGCCCUUAAAGUUAGUGAACACAGCAGGACGUCCUUGGUAGAAGCUCCAGAGCGCUGUUUACGCGUCGCUAAAUUGGAAUUCUAACGUGUUACAUGAAGGGCCAGUUUAUAUCAAGCAUGGACACGAUCGCAUCUAAAGAGAAGCGUCGAAUAUCCAUGUGUGUCGGCUGCGGCUCUCAGAUUCAAGACCAGUACAUUCUCCGCGUAGCACCCGACCUGGAAUGGCACGCCGGCUGCCUCAAAUGCGCUGAUUGCCACACGUAUCUGGACGAAACUUGUACGUGUUUUGUGCGAGACGGAAAGACGUACUGCAAGCGUGAUUAUGUUAGGUUAUUUGGCACAAAGUGCGCCAAGUGUUCUCGGUCGGUGACCAAAAACGAUUUCGUGAUGAGGGCGAAGAAUCAAAUCUAUCAUAUAGACUGUUUUCGCUGCAUCGCCUGCAGUAGGCAACUUGUCCCAGGCGACGAGUUUGCGCUGCGGGAGGACGGGUUAUUUUGCAAGGAGGACAACGAAAUUGUGGAGAAAGCGACUGCUACAGCUCAAGCGGCACAUGCUCGAGGUGGACAAAGAUCCUCGUCUCAAUCAUCAGCGCACUCAAACGGUCAGCCCGAUGGCUCUCCAACACGGCGCGGAAAAUCCGAGAAAACGACCAGGGUACGGACCGUGUUGAACGAGAAGCAGUUACACACGCUAAGAACAUGCUAUGCGGCGAACCCACGGCCUGACGCAAUGAUGAAAGAACAGCUCGUCGAGAUGACUGGCUUGAGCCCUCGAGUUAUACGCGUCUGGUUUCAGAAUAAACGCUGUAAAGACAAGAAAAAGUCCAUGAUGUUAAAUAAAACGUCGUCCCACCACCAGCACCAAGGAGCGGGCUCGGAUGACGGGCAGAGUCCGACUGGUAGCUCUCCGAACGCACUCUCCAGCCGCUCGCUACCGCCAUCAGCUAUUUCGGGUGUUCAAACUUACUCUUCGAAUAUAACUCCACCUUCGCUAAGACCGCCAACUGACGUAGCAAUGGGUGAUAUCCCUAGUUAUCAACCAUGGAAGGCUCUGAAUGAGUUCGCCUUACACAACGACAUGGAUCAAGGUCCGUUUCAACAACUGGUGCAGUUCUCGGAGCAGGCGCCCCAUAUGGUAUCGCGACCGCAUGAAGGUAUUGGAGCAAAUUAAAUCCUCCACCGAUUGCAAGACGACUUUUAAACAGAGACUUAAGAGAGUUGGACUUAUAGCUAUUGCGCUCGUCUUCCGGAAAUUAAUUUAUUUCUUCUAUCGCAAGCAUCGAACAUUCUGUAAAGUGUAAAGUUCAUGACAAUUAUUGCAAGGGACAUCACAUUGUACUCUUGUUUUGGCAAUGUAUAUAUUUUAUGGGAUAUUGUUUACGUGUUGAGAGAAAACCUCUCAAUAAAAAAGUGUACAACGGUG
Orbicella faveolata is the source of this 3714-nucleotide messenger RNA. Its product is annotated as insulin gene enhancer protein ISL-1-like. Gene Ontology annotation, biological process: neuron fate specification; positive regulation of transcription by RNA polymerase II; axonogenesis. The record is from RefSeq and is a predicted model, not a curated record. Gene Ontology annotation, molecular function: DNA binding; DNA-binding transcription factor activity, RNA polymerase II-specific. NCBI's taxonomy places the organism in Eukaryota, Metazoa, Cnidaria, Anthozoa, Scleractinia, Merulinidae.